Engraulis encrasicolus (European anchovy) is the source of this 2783-nucleotide messenger RNA. It is a transcript of the gene pcdh1g22, whose product is annotated as protocadherin 1 gamma 22. Gene Ontology annotation, cellular component: plasma membrane. Gene Ontology annotation, biological process: homophilic cell-cell adhesion. NCBI's taxonomy places the organism in Eukaryota, Metazoa, Chordata, Actinopteri, Clupeiformes, Engraulidae. Gene Ontology annotation, molecular function: calcium ion binding. The record is from RefSeq and is a predicted model, not a curated record. The transcript has a single exon. The coding region runs from base 306 to 2783 and encodes 825 amino acids.
UCCACUGCACAGUGCACAGUACACAGAGUUAGGCAGAGUCUGUAGCUUUAACUAGUCUUGUACAUUCCAUUGGCCAAUAACGGGAGCUUCUGUAUCCAAUGGCAUACAGUGCUGAGCAGAGAGAUCCACUCCGUCUCCCUGCUGUCUUUUCUGCUCGGAUCCAGUGGCACAUAAGCAAGAGAAUUACGUGAAUGAGACAAAGGGAUUUUGAUUUCAUGGGCUGACAGAAUGGGCACGAGAGGCAAGGAAAAAUCACUGUGUUGGAGGGAAAUUUCUGUUUUGAAGAAGCACUCACGGUGAAUAACAUGGAAAAGAAAGGGAUGAUGGAUAUAUUUCAUUUUUACCAACGGUGGAUUCUGUGCCUUGCGCUGCUUUUGUGUACAGUGCAUGGGCAGACACGGUACACAAUACCGGAGGAAUUAAAAGAAGGCUCGGUUGUUGGGAAUAUUGCAAAAGACCUUGGUUUUGGAUUAUCAGACAUUUCAGAUCGCAGGCUAAGGAUAGCCUCCGAGACUGGUAAGCAGUAUUUUCACAUAGACUUGGCGAGAGGUGAGCUCACUGUGCAGGAGAGAAUAGACCGAGAGACAUUAUGUUCACAGACGGUGCCAUGCUUAUUGCCCAUAGAGGUCAUUGUUGAAAAUCCUUUGCAACUGUAUCGUAUUGAAAUAGAAAUACAAGACAUUAAUGACAACAGUCCUACAUUUCAGUCAAAUAAAUCCAAUUUAAACAUACCAGAAAAUGUUAAUCCAGGCGCUAAAUUCCCUCUGGAAAAAGCUGAAGAUAACGACGUUGCAUCGAACUCCUUACGGUCCUAUAGUCUGAGCACUAAUGAUAACUUCAAAUUAAACGUGAAGACCCAUGAUGGGAAAAAGAUUCCAGAACUGGUUUUGGAUAAGUACCUCGAUAGAGAGAAACAAGCGGUUCACAAAUUAAUACUGACCGCUGUUGAUGGGGGAACUCCAGUGAGAACAGGCACGUCGGAAAUUAUGAUAACAGUGCUAGACAUAAACGACAAUGCCCCCCUGUUCGAAAAGCCAUUUUAUGAGGUAAGCAUUGACGAAAAUGUAGCACCGGGGAAAGAAGUGGUAAAGGUAAAAGCCUUAGAUUUAGANGAGGGUCUGAAUGGAGAGGUAGAGUAUUUUUUUGGUCAGCAGUCGACGGAUGCAAUAAGGACAUUGUUUGAUAUUGACUCUGAAACAGGUGCCAUUUCCGUGAAAGGACAACUAGACUAUGAAAAGUCAAAUUUACACUCGUUUGACGUUCUUGCUAAGGACAAGGGUACUCCACGAAUGGAGGGGCACUGCACUGUGAAGAUAAAAGUCAAUGAUGUUAAUGACAAUUCUCCAGAGAUCGUCAUUACCUCACUGACUAGUCCCAUACCUGAAAACUCUCCAAUUGGCACGGUGGUGGCACUCAUUAGUGCAAAAGAUGCCGACAGUGGGGACAACGGCAAAGUAAAAGUUGAAGUAGCGUCAAACUCCCCUUUUAAGCUUAAUCACUCAUUGUCUAAUCACUACAUGUUGGUUACGAAUGCGCAUAUAGACAGGGAAAUUCAUUCCCAAUAUGACGUCCAAUUAAAUGCUGUCGAUUUGGGUUCACCACCGUUGUCAACAAAGAAAACAAUUUCUAUUUCAGUAUCUGAUACAAAUGAUAACCCCCCUGUCUUUACGCAAAAGUCUUACAUGGUUUAUGUCAAGGAAAAUUGCGCACCAGGAUCAUUGUUAUCGUCUGUGUCAGCUCAGGAUCCAGACAUAGAGAAGAAUGCACAACUUAGUUACUCUAUAUUAGAUUCAGGUAAGCAAGAAUUUCCGGUUUCGUCUUAUGUUUAUAUUAAUUCGGAAAAUGGGAGCAUUUUCAGCAUGCAUUCUUUUGAUUAUGAGAAAAUCAAAGUAUUCCAGUUUUUAGUUCAGGCUAAAGAUCAGGGCUCGCCUGCUCUUAGUAGCAACGCCACCGUUAAUGUUUUUAUUCUGGACCAGAACGACAAUGUCCCCGUUGUCAUCUACCCCUCCGCGAGCAUGGGCUCUGUGUCUCACCAGAGGAUGCCCCGCUCUGCUAAAAUGGGGCACCUCGUUACCAAGGUAACAGCUGUGGACGCAGACUCGGGCCACAACGCCUGGAUUUCCUAUAGGCUGGCGGAAGCUACAGACUCGUCUCUGUUCGCUGUCAAUCUUUACACUGGAGAGGUGAGGACUAAACGCUCUGUUUCAGAGCAGGAUGACGCCUCUCAGAGACUGCUCAUAGAGAUCAAGGACAAUGGAGAGCCAGUGCAGUCCACCACAGUCACAGUGGACAUACUCAUAGAGGACGGACUGCACGAACCCGUCUCUGACUUCAGACAGAAAUCGUCAGAAAAAGACAAGAAAAACAGUAAAAUCACAUUUUAUUUGAUCUUAUCGUUAGCUUCGGUGUCAGUACUGUCUCUGUUAACGUUUUUCAUACUGAUGAUUAAGUGCGCAAGGGAAGCAAGAGACAGCCCAAGCUGCUGUUUAAGAAGAGACUCCGAUGGCUAUAAGAAUCCCAACAGAAACCUACAGAUCCAGCUCAACACUGACGGGCCUAUUAAGUAUGUGGAGGUUCUGGGGGGAGACAUGAUGUCUCAGAGUCAGUCGUUUGGCUCCUAUCUGUCUCCAAUGUCGGAGUUCAGUGACUUAACAUUCGUCAAGCCCAGCAGUACGCUUGACUUUAAGGAUACAUUACGCGGACUUGAUGCGUCAUUGCCAGACAGCGCAUGGACCUUCGAGUGUCAACAGGUGAGCACUUUUAAAAAAAAUGCGAUACUGUAA